Messenger RNA from Musa acuminata subsp. malaccensis (wild Malaysian banana), 2633 nucleotides. Its product is annotated as ultraviolet-B receptor UVR8. The record is from RefSeq and is a predicted model, not a curated record. NCBI's taxonomy places the organism in Eukaryota, Viridiplantae, Streptophyta, Magnoliopsida, Zingiberales, Musaceae.
UCCUCUCGUUCCCCCCUUUCUUCCCACUUCUUCCUCAUCUCAUCCCAUUCUUCCCCUCGAUUCCCUGCGGUCUUAAUCUAUAUUUGAUCCCGAUUCAAAGAACACAAGUGCUCCGAUCGCUUCCAUUUUCCGAAUCGGACUCUGAUCUUCGAUCGGGGAGAGGAACAGGGAGGAGCACACGAAGCAAUCGCCCUACUGUGGGUCAGUCGGCCGCAUCCUAGACUUCAGGGGGAAUCAGUGGAUGUUCUGCUGCCUUUGAUGUGUGCUGCGCGUUCCCCGUCGUUGCCUUGCUCCAUCUGAUUUGAUCUAGACCGUAAAAAUCCGAUCUUUUCUCCUGCCUCUGUUUCUCUGCCUGGGCCUCUCCAUCUGUCUCUUCCCGUGGAAUUUGGUCUCUUUUCUUUGUGAAGGAUGUUUUCGAUCCGUGGUUUUGAUGACGAACCGACUCCAAGAUGCAAUUGCUUUUUUUGGUUGAACGAAGGAUGUGGUGUUCUGUGUUCAUCGGUGUUCGAUUGUGUUGUUCGUAUGGCAUAGAGGUUUGAAGAUCGAGAACUGUGGAGUUGAUAUGAUCUCUCAGAAAUACUGCAGCCAUUAGUUCUGAGUGUUGCUUUGCUGACAAUCGGGGUUUUGUCAAUCUUAUAGACUGCUGCUUUGGAGUUAGUUGAACGAGGAUAUAGCCUUGGAUUGGAUUCACUCUACUGCUUGAUCCUUGGGCACUUGCCCGAUGGAUCCCACCACUAGUGGUAGCAGUUCUUCCCUACCGUUUCAGACCAUUGUAGAUCCAUCCCUUUCUUUGGUGCCCCCAUUGCAGCGAACCUUCAAACGUGUGCAGAGGCAUUGCUUUGGUGACUCGAACCCAGGGGAAUUCCCCUUGGCUGAAACCCCCUCUAUCGUUCUCAUUAUUCUAACCAAUUGCGAUUUGGAACCCCGGGAUCUUGCUAAUCUGGAGGCAACAUGUACAUUUUUCAGAAAGCCUUCAAAUUUUGCUCCUGAGGUCCAGUUAUCUAUCACAGAGCUCGCAGCAUUAGACAUGUGCCAGGAAAGGGCCAUCUUCAAGCCAAUGAAUUCAGAAGAAAAAGAACUUCUUAAACAACGCUGUGGGGGAUCUUGGAAAUUAGUUCUUAGGUAUAUAUUGGCAGGUGAGAUAUGUUGCCGGAGAGAAAAGUCUCAGGCAAUUGCGGGUCCUAGUCACAGCAUUGCCGUGACUUCAUCUGGAUCUGUAUAUUCCUUUGGAUCCAACAGCUCAGGACAGCUCGGCCAUGGCACCUUGGAGGAGGAAUGGAGGCCACGACUUAUAAGAUCGCUGCAAGGCAUUCGGAUUAUACAAGCAGCCGCCGGAGCAGGGCGAACAAUGCUGAUCAGUGAUGCUGGACAGGUUUAUGCUUUCGGGAAGGAAUCAUUUGGUGAGGCAGAACACACAAUUGAAGGGUCCAAGGUUGUCACUACACCGCGACUGGUGAAAUCAUUGAAAGACAUAUAUGUGGUUCAGGCAGCAAUAGGAAAUUUCUUCAGUGCAGUUCUUUCUCGAGAAGGCAGAGUCUACACUUUCUGUUGGGGAAAUGAAUCAAAGCUCGGUCAUCGCACAGAACCAAGUGACUUGGAACCACAUCCGCUAUUGGGUCCUCUUGAGAACAUACCAGUGGUUCAGAUUGCCGCUGGCUACUGUUACCUUCUAGCACUGGCAUGUCAACCAAGCGGCAUGUCGGUCUACUCUGUGGGCUGUGGCUUAGGAGGGAAACUUGGGCAUGGUUCCAUGACUGAUGAGAAGUAUCCAAGGUUGAUCGAGCACUUCCAGACUUUAAACCUGCAGCCUAGGGUGGUUGCAGCUGGUGCCUGGCAUGCUGCCGUCGUGGGACAAGAUGGGCGGACAUGUACAUGGGGAUGGGGGCGCUAUGGGUGCUUGGGCCAUGGGAAUGAGGAGUCUGAAUCUGUUCCCAAGGUCGUGGAAUCCUUGGACAACAUAAAGGCUGUACAUGUCGCAACGGGCGACUACACUACAUUCGUUGUUUCUGAUACUGGGGAUGUUUACUCAUUUGGUUAUGGAGAAUCCUCAAGUUUGGGUCAUUCCUCCGUCAUUGAUGGACAGGGUAACAGGCAUGCCAAUGUACUCAGCCCAAAAUUAGUGACUUCACUUAAGAACAUCAAUGAGAGGGUAGUGCAGAUUAGUCUCACCAACUCGGUCUACUGGAACGCGCAUACCUUUGCUCUAACAGAUUCCGGGAAACUGUAUGCAUUCGGAGCGGGUGAUAAGGGGCAGCUCGGCACUGAACUUCCUGCACAGCAGACCGAAAGAGCGAUGCCAGAGCAAGUCAACAUCAAUCUUAGUUAGUUCAGUCGCUUCGUGUCCUGACGCCCUGCUGAUUCUUUGCAGUUCCAUUCAAUUGCUUCCAGCACUAAUCAAAAUCUCCUCUUGUUCAUAUGACUAUAGCUUGAUCUGUUCAUAGUUCAUGUUGAAGUGUAUAUAACAGUGAACCUCGUUAGAUGAUGCAUCCUUGCAGUUCAAGGAAGUCUCAACAGGUGAAGCACUUUGGAUCCUUCAAAUGUAUAAAGCUGACAAAUGUACUUAGGUAAUUUAAUUUGCAGUGUACCAAAUUGUUUGCCUUCUUUUUUCUAAUUCAAUGGUUCAUAGAUUCAAA